Molecule: messenger RNA, 2025 nt
Organism: Triticum dicoccoides
Lineage: Eukaryota; Viridiplantae; Streptophyta; Magnoliopsida; Poales; Poaceae
Exons: 6
Coding region: 818-1735 (305 amino acids)
Source: RefSeq, a predicted model, not a curated record
CUACCUCAAUUUUCAAAAAGAAAAAAAAUCCUACCUCUAGGACAAGGCGAGGGCAGCGGCGCAAGAAGAAACGGCGACCCCGCGGUGCCGCCGCUGCCGGCGACGACGACUGCCGCCCUCUCUCCGAUGAGCUGAGGGUGAAAGAAGAGACCAGCGCUGCCACAUGGUGCUUCCUAUUCGACCAGUUGAGGAUGGAUCGAUUAGUUCAUGGGUUGAAAGAGAGGGCGAAAGAACAGAAUACUCCGGGCCACAACUUCCGGAGGACAUCUGGUGUCAUAUACAUUCCCUACUACCAAUGCGAGAUGCUGCCCGAGCUGCUUGCGUGUCUCGUGCCUUUCUAAGUUUAUGGAGAUGCCAUCCAAAUCUUACAUUCAGUAUGGAAGCACUGGGCAUGAAUAUGAAUCUGCGUGGCGAGGAUGAAAUAGGAAAUUUCACCAAAAAAGUUGACCGCAUCUUAAAAAACCACUCACGCAUUGGUGUGAAGACACUCAGGAUUGUUUUCCGUUAUUCCAAUGCCAUGGUCAGCAAUGUUGAUAGGUGGCUUCAGACAGCUGUUACACCUGGGAUUGAAGAACUCACUGUUCAGCUUACACCUGGGAUUGAAGAACUCACUGUUCAGCUUACACCUGGGAUUGAAGAACUCACUGUUCAGCUUACACCUGGGAUUGAAGAACUCACUGUUCAGCUAUCUUCAGCAUCGGGAACAUACUACAACUUCCCAUGGUCUCUUUUAGCUAAUGGGAAUGGAAACUCGAUGUAGCGUCUACGCAUUUCCCAUUGUGUUUUGUCUCCCAGCGUUGAACUUGGAUUGACAAACAUGACAAGGCUUGAUUUGUGUUAUGUCUGUAUCACAGAGGAGCAGCUGGGGUGCCUUCUUCACAAUUGCUUUGUUCUCCAAUGGAUGCGACUCUGGCAAUGCAGUCCGCUAACUUGCCUUAGGAUACCGUUCCAUCUGCAACAGCUCAGAUACCUGAAGGUGUCUGAAUGCACGUCUCUGCAGGUGAUAGGGAUAGAAGCUCCAAACCUCGUCAGUUUUAAUUUUCAUGAUUCCCACCAGGUACAGAUAUCAUUUGGAGUAGCAUUACAAUUGAAGAAGCUCGGCAUGUCCCAUCCUGGUGCUGUAUGUUAUGCUCGUGCUGAUCUCCCAUUGAGCUUGCCAAAUGUUGAAGAUCUUUCCCUGAGUUCAUGUAGUGAGGUGGUCGAUACACCAAUGCUGCCUAGCAAAUUCUUACACCUCAAGUACUUGAGUGUCAGUUUUUGUACAGUGACAUUUUCGCCGGCCUAUGACUAUUGUUCUCUCAUAUCCUUCUUUGAUGCUUCUCCUUCCUUGGAGACUUUCUUCUUGAAUGUGUUGCAGAAAGACAUGAAGCAUGAGUCAAUCGUGGGAGACCAUUCAAAUUUGAGGCAGGUACCAGGACACCGCCAUGAUAACCUUAAGACAGUGAAGAUCAUUGGUUUCUCCUCAGCGAAGAGCUUGGUUGAGCUGACAUGCCAUAUCAUUGAGAACGCGACGUCACUCGAAUGCCUUACAUUGGACACCACACGAGGGCAUCCUUGGGACAACUGCUCAUCCAACAGUACUGGCAAGUGCUUGCUGUUGCACUUGGAUUUUUUGGCGGAAGCUCGUAAGGGGCUCUCGGCUAUCAGGACAUAUGUUGAGCCAAAGGUUCCCUCCAGAGUCAAGCUAAAUGUCGUGGAGCCUUGCCGCCAAUGCCAUGACCUCGAGCAGUUGUGACGAUCUCGAGCCGAUGUUUGUUUCUGCGCGUACGUCGGUAACCCUUUCACGGCUUCAGUGUUGAGGACCCAAGAUCAGCGUCUUGUUUGGAAGAGCUGUAUUUUUUCCUUGAUACUGUUUCUUGUUGCUCGACUGAACAUAAAAAAGAUAUGCAUUCUAGCCUACAUUCCCUGUUUGUUAGCCUUCUGAUAUUUGGGAUAGUGAUGAACUGUUGAGGUGCACAUUCUGGAGGGCUUGUCAUGAGUUCAGGAAGAACCUGAGAGCAUUACUCAAUGCAUGCAGUUCACUGA